Andrographis paniculata is the source of this 2213-nucleotide messenger RNA. RefSeq names its product pentatricopeptide repeat-containing protein At2g22410, mitochondrial-like. NCBI's taxonomy places the organism in Eukaryota, Viridiplantae, Streptophyta, Magnoliopsida, Lamiales, Acanthaceae. The transcript has a single exon. The coding region runs from base 1 to 1953 and encodes 650 amino acids. Gene Ontology annotation, molecular function: RNA binding; protein binding. Gene Ontology annotation, biological process: RNA modification. The record is from RefSeq and is a predicted model, not a curated record.
AUGACCGUUAAACCCCCCAACAGACUGGCCACUCCGUUCCGACGCUACAGCAACGCUUCUUCCUUACCAAUCCAACGGCUUCAAUUCCUCGUCGGAAAAUGCACUUCCGUGGCGGAGCUCAAGUUAGUCCACGCCCAAAUCAUCCUCCGUGGGUACGGCGAGGAUGCCAUAACCCUAAGCAAAGUAAUUUCCGUCUGCGCUUUGUCUCCCUUUGGGGACGUGGUGCACGCGCAUUACCUGUUCGACAAAAUUCCCAAUCCGAAUCGGCACAUGUACAAUACUAUGAUAAGGGCGUCUUCGGGUGUGAAAAGCUACGAUGAAGUUAUUAGGCUUUACCAGAAAAUGGUCUGCUCAGGUGCUUCCCCGAAUGAGUUCACCUUUCCUUUUAUUCUCAAAGCUUGUGGGAAUCUAAUGGCGUACAGGCAAGGGGUUGUGGUUCAUUCGAAUGCCGUGAAAACAGGGUUUUCAGAGUCUCAUGUAUUCGUGCAAAACGGGCUUGUGAAUUUCUACAUUGGUUGUGGGAGGAUAGAGUGCGCCCGGAAAGUCUUUGAUGGUAUGGAGUUUAGGACAUUAGUUUCGUGGAACUCGAUGAUCGGUGGCUAUGCGAAAUUCGGGGGGUGGAGAGAAGCUUUUUCAUUGUUUUGUGGCAUGAGGGAGGAUGGAGUGAUGCCUGAUGGUCAUACCUUUGUUAGUUUGCUCUCGGUUUGUUCGAUAAUCCGUGGUGUGGUGUUAGGGAAGUUUGUUCAUUGGUUUAUUGAAGCGAAUGCAGUUUAUGUCGACGUUUAUGUUCAUAAUGCUCUUCUUGAUAUGUACGCCAAGUGCGGGGAUUUGCAGAUGGCAAAAAUGGUGUUUGAUCGAAUCCCGGAUAAAACUGUGGUGUCGUGGACUUCUUUUGUGAGUGCAUAUGCUAAACAUGGAUUUGUUGAAUUAGCCGAGAGUACUUUUAAUCGAAUGCCUGUGAAAAAUGUGGUUUCUUGGAAUUCAAUGAUCUCUUGCUAUCUUCUAAAUGGUCACUAUAGAAAAUGCAUAGAAUUGUUUCGUAAAAUGUGUGAUUUGUGUUUUGUUCCUGAUGAAACUACGGUGGUUAGUGUUCUUUCUGCGUGUAGUCAUACGGGGGACUUGGUUACGGGAAAGAAAUUGCACGACUAUUUGUGUGGAAUCGGGAUGGAACCUACUAUUGAGCUUUGUAAUUCGCUUAUGGACAUGUAUGCGAAAUGUGGUUUAACCGAGAAGGCAUUGGAGAUCUUUCUUAACAUGCCGGAGAAAAACGUUGUUUCGUGGAAUACGGUGAUUAACGCUCUUGCAUUACACGGUCACGGAGAUAAAGCAGUCGAGCUUUUUCAGGAGAUGGAGGCUAGCGGAACACAGCCUGAUGCGGCUACAUUCGGUGGCUUGCUUUCCGCCUGCUGUCAUUGCGGGAAUAUCGAAAUUGGGAGGUAUUUCUUUAGCAAAAUGAGGAGUGUUUAUGGAAUACGUUACGAUAUCGAACAUUAUGCGUGUAUGGUUGAUAUUCUCGGGCGACGAGGGCUGUUAAAGGAGGCGCUUAGGCUGGUCGGAGAAAUGGAAAUGCGGCCGGAUGUGGUAAUCUGGGGAUCUGUUCUUGGCGCCUGUCGAACUUUCCGGAAUGUUCCAAUUGCGAAGAUGGUUUUGAAGCAGGUGCUGGAGUUGGAACCGUGCGCGAACACAGGGGGGUUGUAUGUGCUGUUGGCGAACGUAUUUUUCGAGGAUCAGCGAUGGGAUGAGGCGAAGAAAGUGAGAAAACUCAUGAGGAGUCUCGGCGUGAGAAAGAGCGACGCGGUCAGCUCGAUUGAGGUUGGAGGCCGUGUUUUCGAAUUCAUGGUUUCGGAUGAGAGACACGAGGCUUCGGAUCUUGUCUACGCGACGCUGCAUCGGAUGAAGGAUCAUUUGAAAUCCGAAUGCCAAGUGUUUUUAUUCGCCGGGGGAACUUGUUAAAGUCGAGGGACUUUGAUCGGAUCGAUGGUAGCGACGUGCAUUGAGUUGCUUCCCGGGAUUUCUGGCGAAUAUGAUCGGUCGGAUCAUGUCUGGAAAUCUGCUUGAAGAAGAAGAAGAAGGCUGUUUUGGGUUGAAGGUAUGUUGCGAAAAUUAGAUGCAGCUAUUAGUAGUUCUUGAAGUUUUGUUGUCCCCUGAUUUAUUUUGGUAAAAUUUUGCUUGAAGGAAAUACUUGGUUUGUUUGAUCAAAAUUUAAUUUGUGA